UGCGCCUCAGUUCAUGCAGAGUGGCGUGCCCGUGUCAGGCGAAGCGAGUGGAUGCGGAGCGGACGGCUUUCUGCCUGAGAAACUUAUGAGGGCGGAAAAUUAUGGCGGACAUCUCCUCCAGAGUUUAUCUUUACCACCGUGUAGCGCUUAAGCCACACCACCAGUGGCUUUGUAAUGUUUUUAUUUUGGGCCGUUCUUAAAUGUGUUCCUCUAAAAGCUCGCUUUCUAAGAAGGUGCUAGUGGUCGUUUGGUUUAUGAAGGAGCAGCUUGCAGACUGAGUAAGAGAUCAAAAAUGAACAGUGGAGAAGAAAUGAACUUCACCUUUGUGGAUGAUGAAAACUGGACUUUGCCUAACGUGACCAAGGAAUAUGUUGUGCCUCGGAGCAACAUCACCUAUGUUGGAUUUUACCUUCAUCAGCCCUCAGUAGCUGCUAUCUUCAUAGUGUCUUACCUCCUCAUAUUCUUGGUCUGCAUGGUGGGCAAUGGAGUGGUGUGCUUCAUUGUCUUACGGAGCAAGAACAUGCGCACCGUCACCAACCUCUUUAUCCUCAACCUUGCUGUCAGUGACCUCCUCGUUGGUAUUUUUUGCAUGCCCACGACUCUUCUCGACAACAUUAUUACAGGGUGGCCGUUUGGAAGUAUGGUGUGUAAAAUGAGCGGUAUGGUCCAGGGCAUAUCGGUCUCGGCCUCUGUUUUUACCCUGGUUGCUAUUGCGGUUGACAGAUUCAGAUGCAUUGUUUAUCCCUUCAAGCAGAAACUCACAAUAUCAACGGCCACGCUCAUCAUCGUAAUCAUCUGGGUCCUGGCCAUAUCGAUCAUGUGUCCCUCCGGAGUCAUGCUUCAAGUUACCAAAGAGCAAUCCAUCCGUGUGUUUCUGGGGGAUGGCAACAGGACAAGUCCUUUCUACUGGUGUAGGGAGAACUGGCCCAACCAGGAGAUGAGAAAGAUCUACACCACUGUUCUAUUUGCAAACAUAUACCUGGCUCCUCUUUCUCUUAUAGUGAUCAUGUACGCGAGGAUUGGGAUUACUCUGUUCAAAACUGCAGUGCCAACAGGCGGAAAGCCUGGCCAUGACAACCGCCACAAUGUAUCCAAGAAGAAGCAGAGAGUCAUCAAAAUGCUUCUCAUCGUGGCUUUGCUCUUCAUCUUGUCCUGGUUGCCUUUGUGGACCCUGAUGAUGCUCACAGACUAUGCUCGGCUCACUGAGCACCAGUACAGGCUUAUUAACAUCUACAUCUAUCCUUUUGCUCACUGGCUAGCCUUCUUCAACAGCAGUGUCAACCCCAUAAUUUACGGUUUCUACAAUGAGAACUUCCGCCGUGGAUUCCAAGCCAUUUUUAAGUUUAGGCUGUGCUCAGUGGGCGGCCACCGACGGAAGACAUAUUCGCAUAGGGUACAGGGUAACGCUGUGUUGCCAGCUAACCUUCAGCCCUCUACUGAGCCCAUCUCUCUCAACAGUGUGGAAAACCACAGCUCCCGUAGGGUCAAUCAUGUAAAUGAGCAAGACUUGGUCAUGGAGGACCUGGAAAAGGUAUCUGAAAGCAGCAUAGAUGGAGCUUCUCUCUAAACAGAGGGGUUAUGGAAUAAAGGCAUUCCAGCCACCAACUGGUGGUAGCCAAUUUUCAUUACAUAGUGUUAUCUAAUGUAUGGUGUGUAGUGUUUUAGCUGUAUUUUGCUGUAUACAUUUGAUAUAUAUUCCUGUUUGGGAGUUACCUGUGUUUACAAGUAAUGAAUUCACACCAUUGCAAGUGAGCUAGCAAGCAAAUAAAAAUUGUUAGCUAUCAGUUAUAGCUGAAAGAUAAAUUGUUUUUAUAUUGAAAUUGCAAUUUGAAAGUUUUUUGAAAACAAAAGCUGCAAUUUUGUUUUAUAGCUAACAUUAGCUACAGUUUUGUCUUAACAGGUUUUUAGUGGGGAAGUUGAACUCAAUAACACGUAGCUCAUGGACUACCUGUAGAUAAGGUAAACCAAACAGAAGCAACCAAAUACAUGUGUUAUGAAAAAUACAGGCAUCCAGCAUUUAAAUUUAAAGCCAGAAAAGAUGGAUAUAUUUCAUAGAGAUGUACACGGGUACUCGAGUAGUUGGUUAACUGUUUGAGGUGCCAGUAUUCAAAUAUUGUCACUGUUUGGUCACAUAUUACAUUUCAUCACAGGAGGUGAAAAUGUACAGGCCAACAAUUCAGUACAAUGAAAAGUUUCUGCUUGUAUUUGCAAGAAUAUAUGUUUCAUUAUACUCCAAAACAUGAGUGCCUUAAUGUGAGUGCAUUACCAAGGACAUGUUGUUGAGGAUGUGCCUGAGAAGGGCAAAUGUCCAGAGGUCCAGAGAGAUUUAUCUGACAAAUAACGUUGCCACAUCGUUCACUGAGGAGAAAAUACCUUGUGUGAAAGACGAAUCCUCAUCAGCCUACAUUGUGAUACUUCAUUGUGUUAGCUCCUUAGCUUAUCUGAUAUGGUAGUCUUUGUUAUUCAUCCAACACAAAAACCUACCAGUUUCCCUCAGUUGUUUUUGAAUUGUAAAACAUGCUUUCAAGUGUAUUCUUCUGCAUGUUGCUAGAUUUUUUGUGUAACACCAGUGCUAUGAGCUAAAAAAGUAAGCGUACAGUCCUAUGUUAUUUUUAGCCAUUCUAUUUUUUUUCCUUGCUAUUGUUUUUCCUUUCUCAUGGAUGAUAUUUCCCUUCUUGAUCCUGACAAUAUGCCUGGACUUUACUUUAAAAAAUAAUUACAGUUUAAAUCUGAGUAACAGUAUUGUCCAGAAAAAUCACAGUUAGAUAUAUUCUGCAAAUUCCUUCAGCCCUACCACCAGUUGCUGUAUUCAGAUUGGACCAUGAGCAAAAGUCACACCGCCACUGCUCCUCAGAAUCCUGACGGUACCCCUCUGGAAUUUCUAGACUUCCAGACUGUGGUAAAGCCAGAAUUUUGGUUGGUCACACGAGUACCUCGGACACCCUGGAAGUACUACUGUGCUGAAUUUUUAGAGUUAGUCUCUGGCGGACAGGCUGCCCACUGGGUAAACUUUGUAAACUAUGGUUUACAGCUCACCAAUGCCAGUGACAUUGCUCACCCUCUUCCAUUUAUUAAAAUAAGUCAUACUGUGAUCUAUGAGAAGUAUAUUUUAAAAGCCCUUUGCAUGGAGAAUAAUGAUUUCAGCUUGGAUGCAUGAAAUAUGAGGAACACUAGAGAAUUAUUUAAUACUCAACCAUCAGGCUGUGGUAUAAUCUUAGCCUUUGCACUGCUGGAUACACAGUGUGAACAAGCAUCACAGCUUGUCAUGCAUGUCAGGGGACUACUCACUUGCAAGUGGUGUGAAUUCACAUUUUGGUUAUUUAUGAACCCUAGCACACCAGAAGUGGUGUACCAUCACAUUUUACAUUUGAUUUGAAUUCCCAUGUUCCAAAUACAUGAAUGUAAUUUUAAAGCAUCUUGAGUUAAAAAAUGUGAGACUAGUACAGAUUCAGAACUGUGAACACGACGGAUGAGAUGGACAAAACGGGCAUGAUUUCUUGUAAAUUUUAAAUCUGUAGUAGAGGGGAUGCUGUAUAUUUAAAAAUUAUUGCAGCUGAGUUAUUGCGAGUCAUAGGCUAACACCUUUGGCACUAAAGAGUGCAGAAUGAAGUAUGUAUACAUUUUAUUGUGGGUAUUAAUCUGUCACACUUAUUCAGAAUUAUAAUCAUUUGCAAGCACACAGAGAGCACAAAUCUGCCUUGUGACCUUUAAUUACUCACAAUUUCCAGUGUUAAUGUGACUUAUGGCAUAUUGAUUCUUAAACAGACAGCUAAAAUAAUGAAUGAAAUAAUUGUUUGUAGGAAGCCCAACAGCUUUUUGACUCCAAGAAUCUCUGAGAAAUUAUCUUUCAUCUGCUCUCUGAAGACUCAUUAUCCUUAUGCUGAUUUACUAUUACUUCUCCAUUAGAGCCUGACUGAUAUAUCACUUAGCUGAUAUUGAUGACCACUGGUUUCUUGGGUAUCAACAAUAUGUUUGCAGAUAGUUUUUUGGGAACAGCAUUGGUGGUAUUCAGAUUUCCAAUUUCCAGACGACAGGUGUAAAUCUUGUCCAAAAUGUUGGAGGCCAAAGUGGUGAGUCAAGGGGUGGGGUGUGGUCUUGGGGGGUUUUCCUCUGUCUCAAGCUCCCUUUCAGGUGUACUCAAAUCAGAAAUGGUCACCAAAUAAGUGAACACAGUGCAUUAUUUUCAAGCCAUCAUUCAAUUUAUCUAAGCAUUGAUAAAUGAUAACCUGUGUUGCUAACUGGGAGAGAGCGCUCUGUUCUGCACAGAAAGAGUUAAACUCUCACUAAUUAAAGCAGCAGCCAAAGUUUAGAUAAUAUUGUUUCAUAUAUGAGGGAUUGUUGCUGAGUGGUGUAGACGGGACAGGAACUAAACCUGUUCCGUGGUGUUUGGAUUUGUAGCCUGAUCAGCUAACUUAACACUGGCUUAGCAAGCAGGUUACAAAACCAAACAGUGCCACCCAUCCCAGUACAGGUUUGAGUGUGACUGACUGGAGCUCCGAAACAAUUGAAGAUGAUAAUGAUGAUUAAAAACUAAUGUCUGGGAGACCAGAAGUUGAGUGAGUGGUUUGGAUUAGCAAUAGCUUAGUUAGCAGGCCAAGCAUGCCCCACAUCCCAAUACAAGCUUGGCUCCAGCUAACUGAUGCUAAAAAGACGCCCAUUUUCAAGAUAUCUGGUGGAGUUGGAGUGAAAGCCCCCUAAAAUUGGUAUUAACCCCAAAAUGCUCAUAUCUGUUGGGCCUUACCAUCAUGUGUUUGACAUAGUAUCAAUACUGGCAUGUGGGUGUUGAGCACUGAGCUGAGAGUUGUCAAUGAAAUUUGUUUUUGUGGGUUUUCAAGUUGCCUGAAAGCAGUUCUCAAUUUGUCUCCCAAGCGUGAUGCAGUUGUCGACAUGUGCAUGUUUGCCCAGUGGAUAAUUUUGCACAUCCUGCAGGAGCUCAGUAAUUAAACUUGCAAAUGCACACUUUUAAUGAACUUUCACUGAUACAUUAGUGUAAGAACGGAAGCUGCUGAGCAAUCUGGAUGCUUCCACUUACUUAACUGGAAAUUUGAAACGGUUCCUACACUUCUGUGACUGCUAUUAAUUUGUUCAAUUUUUUCUUUCUGCAGUUUUCUGCAUUCUUCAGCAUUGCAUGGAAAGCAGAGUAGAUGUCAGAAGUUCGUUUUAAUUUUGCCUCUCAAAUAGCAGAUGAAAUUUUCACUGUUACUGUGUUACUCUGAUUUUGUCUCCAUAUGGUGUACUGCCACAGCACAUCCAGUGUGUGGAGCUUAUUGUGGAGUGUGGCCUAUAAAUCUUAUUUACUUGUGCAAGGAUGUAGGAUUAGAAUGUAAAGAAGUGGAAUAAAAUUCAUACAGAAUAAACGUUUAUCAUAAUCAUUUGCAAGUACACCUUGACACAAAUCUUCCUUGUGAUCUUUAAGCCUUAGAAGUUGAGACAUAUUAUGGUUGCUAUGCUCAGAUGUAAUUGUGUAAUGGCAUGUGUGAUAAUAUAGUGAAUUAUGCAAUGAAUUGCAUUGAUGGAUGUUUUACAAGAUAUAUCAGCAGACUCAAGCCAAGUUACAUUUUUUUGUAGUUUUUUUAAUGUCAAGUCGUUACAAAAACAGGGAAAAAACAUAAAGGAUGUUUUGUUGUGAACACAGGAUUGUGUUCACAAGGCCAUGGCAGUGAGAUCUGGGUGAUAUUAUAUAGAUAUAAUUAGAUAUUGGCAAUAAUUGACAGUAAGCUAAUGGCAAAUGAGUGAACGCAGUGAGGAUUUUCAAGCCAUCAUUCAGUAGAUGUGAAGCCAACUGUCUUAUCUAUCUAACCAUUGAUAAAUGUUAAACAGUGCUGCUCACUAGGAGAGAGCGUUCUGCUCACAAUAGAAAAUGACUAAGGCACUGACACAAGUUGCUUCAAAGGUGAUAAUCACUGCUUUGUGAAAAGAUACUGAUAUAGAACUGAAUUGAAGGCCUCAAUUAAUGUAAACCGCUUUCUAAAUAAUAUUAAAUAAUAUGUUCCCUUCUAAUUCCCUUAUACUGGUGAAACAAUGCAUUGUGUCAGGGGAUUAUUAAGCCGUUAAGCUCUCUUUUGGGGGUUUCCCAGAGUGCACCAAACCAUCUGAGGAAAAUUCUAAAUAUUUUUCAUACAGCUUACAUGUCCGAUGGUUCAGAUGAGUUGUAAAAUUAUGAAAAUACUUCAUUGUUUCCCACAGGCAUCUGUAUUUGAUAUCUAGAGUGUCUUGCUGAACUCAACUAAAGCACAUGUUGCUGUCUGAUGCUUCUCCAGCAAGGGGCUGUAUCAGCAAACAAGUCAUGAACCCACACCAGCAGGAGCCCCAAGUGUUUGUAGUAACAACUUUUCAAAAUGUGAUUUGUUAUAUUCUUAAAUAUGAUAUUCCAUUAAAGAUGGUCAAAAAAUCUGUAAAUGUUAAAAAUCCAUAUCAGCAUAAGAAAGAAUAGGAAAUAAAUCUAAGCUAUAGCUGUUGUGCAGGGAUGAGUUCCUCCAUUUGUUUCAGUGAGCCACAAUUUACCUUACCAUGCUUUUGAUAGUGCUGAAUAAGACUGCAACUUCUAAGGGUUAAUUAUCAACUAUUUCCUGUGUAAAUGUGAAAGCUGCUUGCUUAGCCACACUGAUUUCUGAAUAACAUAAAUUCCUGCACCUCAAUUUCCUCCCUGUAAAUUAAAGCACACUCUGUUUGCUGUCUUCGCUAGAUGGAUGUGAUUACAGCAACAGAUGCGUGCCAACUAGCUUCACUCUGCCCUCGCAAUGAACCCAGAGAGACUGAUGAGGUCUAUAAACAUCAUUAAGAAAGCAAACCUGCUGACUGAUGGCCCUCUUUCUGAAGUGAGGCUAGCAUGUAAUUAGCCACUAGGUGGUAUUUGGGGGUGAAAAAAACAAAACUAAGCUUUCUCAAGUCAGACUCCAUUGUCUCUGUUCAUUAUCUCCCUUACAACAUCCAGGUUGUAUUUAAUGAGUGUUUUUACUCUGGAAAUAAAGAUUGUCACUGCAUUUGAGGAUUGCAAAGCCAAAAUCAGCGGUUUCUUCAUUCCCUCUCUACAUUUUGAGUCAUCUUUAAACUGCAGUACCUGUGAAACCAUUCAUGUAAGCAUUUACAUUCAUAUCUGCUAUUGUUAUAAAGCUGUCAGUGCCAUGUGAUACUUGUGACAGUGUGGAAAAU
Pygocentrus nattereri (red-bellied piranha) is the source of this 7152-nucleotide messenger RNA. It is a transcript of the gene npffr2a, whose product is annotated as neuropeptide FF receptor 2a. The transcript is spliced from 4 exons. The record is from RefSeq and is a predicted model, not a curated record. The coding region runs from base 293 to 1567 and encodes 424 amino acids. Lineage: Eukaryota; Metazoa; Chordata; Actinopteri; Characiformes; Serrasalmidae. Gene Ontology annotation, biological process: regulation of MAPK cascade; regulation of cAMP-dependent protein kinase activity; regulation of adenylate cyclase activity. Gene Ontology annotation, cellular component: membrane. Gene Ontology annotation, molecular function: neuropeptide receptor activity; opioid receptor binding; peptide binding.